UUAGAUUACGCUUAUUUUGAUGAGAUUAAUGACUCGCAGAUCUAAACUGGAAGUUUAAUCACUAAUGUUGUAUAAGCUUUGUUCUCAGAUGUUCACCAAACGGCCACAAAGAGCAAUUUUUUACUUCAAGUGCAGAAGAAGUGGGGACCAAAAAAUAGCAGAAGUAGGAGAGUUUGAGUGAGCGUCAUGUCUCUCGGUGCCGCCCCCACACACUGGGAGAGGAAACUCUAUCAGAAGUGAUAAACGACUGAGUGUGAGGUAACAGGGAGUAAGAGAAGCAGAGAAACGUUGCAGAGGACAAGAGAACAACAGUCGAGCUGAGAGAGAAAACGACGGAAAAGAGGGACAAACUGAGAGUUUAUGAGGAAGAGUCAGUGAAGGCAAGUACAAUGUCGGCUGCCUCGGUCAUCCAGCACUGACAGCUCUGCUGAUCACAUGGGCUGAUGUCACCCCUCGCUGUGUUUUCCCUCCAACCACUGGAAAAGAGGAGACACAUGUCCACACCGUUACAAAUAAGGACUGGACACACAAAGGAAAGCAUCCCAGUGCUAGAAAAUUAAGAAGGCAUUCUUUAGGAAAUGGCCUACACCAGAUGACUGAUGGGACACCCUGAUGGAAACAUAUGACCAUUUCUGCACCACUGCCAGAGACGAGUCUGGAUAAUAUACUUGGAUUCAGGAAAAAAGGUGUUCCAGAGGAUCUCAACCCUCAUUCCAGAAUGACCUCAGAGUAAGCAAAUAAGGAUCAGCACUCUUAGGAGCUUCAGGGCGAACCUCAGAACUGGACAAAUGAGAGGAAAAUGAAUGAAAGCGAUUUCAAAUGUGCAAACGCAACAGAGAUAAAGGAAUACCAGCAUUACAUCUAUGCCAUCAUCUACUCUGUAAUCCUGGUUCCGGGGCUCAUCAGCAAUGUUCUUGCACUCUGGGUUUUCCACGUGUACGUGAAGGAGACAAAGAAGGCUGUGAUCUUCAUGAUCAACCUGGCCAUCGCAGACUUGCUGCAGGUGCUUUCAUUACCUCUGCGCAUUUACUACUACCUGAACAAAUCCUGGCCUUUCGGUCACGCCCUCUGCAUGUUUUGCUUCUAUCUGAAAUAUGUGAACAUGUACGCCAGCAUCUACUUCCUGGCGUGCAUCAGUGUGAGACGGUGCCUGCUCAUCAUCUUCCCGCUGCGCUACAACGGUACGAAAAGGCGGCGGGACAGGGGCUGGUGUGCGGUGGGCUGGUUCAUUGUCUGUAUCGGAUGUCUGCCUUUUCCCCUGCUGAGAAAAGACUCUUCAACCCACGACAUUUGCUUCUCAGAGCUGCCGAUGGUGUCGCUGUCCAUGGCUGGCGGAGUGACUCUCGUCACCAUGGCCGAGAUCGCGGGUUUCCUCCUGCCGCUAGGCGUGGUCCUCACCUGCACGUGGUUAACCGCUGCAAGCCUGCGAGAAAAGAACUGCAUCUUGCAAGAUGCCGGAGAAAAGCGCAAAGCACUGAAGAUGGUGCUGAGCUGCGCGUGUGUCUUCCUGGUCUGCUUUAUGCCUUAUCACAUCACCUUCCCUCUGGACUUCUUGGCCAAGUCGAAAAAUGUUAGCUGCACAUUCAGGAAUGCCGUCCUACGCUCCCAUCCUAUAACCUUGUGUCUGGCCAGCUUUAACUCCUGCCUGGACCCAGUCAUGUACUACUUCACCACUGAUGAGUUCAAGCGGCGUCUCUCCAGGCCAGAGCUGCCGGAGAGCUUCCAUUUGCACCGCAGGAUCUCCUGCACAACGACUGAGGUGACGGCACUGCAGUCUGAGCAAAAAGAGUGAGGGUAUCCCUCGAGAUAGAACAGAAGACAGAACCUCAGAUAGCAACAGCAAAUCAAAUCCCCCGGGACAGACCACUUUACUGUAGUAACUGUUGUUGAGGGUAAGACCCCACAAAGCUUGCAGACUAAGCUUGAGUUGGAGGAAGCCCUUCACAUUUGCUCCUAUAGUCAAUGUUUCUUAUUCAUGAGAAUUCCUGAUGGGGAAUAUAAAUGAUCUAUGCACUGUAAGCCCAGUAAUGUAAAAUAGUCAAUGCAGAAUAUUUAUGAAAGAAUAAAUAUAUUUAUGGCUGUGUUAAACGGCCAUAGGAAUGUGCGUUACGUAAUGUUCAAGCAACCUGAUGAGUGCACACUUGAACAAGUGUUCAAUAAAGCAAUUAAACUCUGGCAACAAUAUGUGACAGUUUCAGAAGAAGAGCAUCUCCUCUCAUAAACAAGGGAAACAUAAGGAUUAUGCAAUAGUGAAAUCUUGUGACCAAUAAAUGCAGCGGAGCUUCAUACAAACACACUAAUUUCAUAAAAAGACAUUUUUAAGAAAAGGGACAUGUGGGAGAAAAGAAAA
Colossoma macropomum (tambaqui) is the source of this 2350-nucleotide messenger RNA. It is a transcript of the gene gpr174, whose product is annotated as G protein-coupled receptor 174. Gene Ontology annotation, cellular component: membrane. The transcript is spliced from 2 exons. The coding region runs from base 800 to 1792 and encodes 330 amino acids. Lineage: Eukaryota; Metazoa; Chordata; Actinopteri; Characiformes; Serrasalmidae. Gene Ontology annotation, biological process: phospholipase C-activating G protein-coupled receptor signaling pathway; positive regulation of Rho protein signal transduction. The record is from RefSeq and is a predicted model, not a curated record. Gene Ontology annotation, molecular function: G protein-coupled receptor activity.